Molecule: messenger RNA, 1269 nt
Organism: Drechmeria coniospora
Lineage: Eukaryota; Fungi; Ascomycota; Sordariomycetes; Hypocreales; Ophiocordycipitaceae
Exons: 5
Coding region: 1-1269 (422 amino acids)
Biological process (GO): glycolipid biosynthetic process
Cellular component (GO): lipid droplet; plasma membrane; mitochondrion
Source: RefSeq, a predicted model, not a curated record
AUGCCUCGCAAGCAACACGGUCGCCAGUACGACCUCCUCGUCCUCGGUGCCACUGGCUACACCGGUAAAUUCGUCGCCGAGCAUGUCACCACCCAUCUUCCGACGGAUUUGAAAUGGGCCAUUGCUGGUCGUUCAGAAUCGAAGCUCCAGGCUGUCAUGGAUGAGUGCCACAAGCUCAACGCCGACAGAGCGCCACCAAAGCUGGAGCUGGCCAACAUCGAUGAUGAAGCCGAGUUGAACGCUCUCAUAAGUAAGGCCUUUGUCGUCAUUACCACCGUUGGCCCGUACUGCAAGUACGGCGACAAGGUCUUCAAAGCCUGCGCCGAUGCGGGCACUCAUUAUCUGGACUGCACCGGCGAGUUCCCCUGGGUGGCUCGGAUGAUCAACAAGUAUGAAAAAACGGCGCAAAAGAGCGGCGCCAUCAUGUUCCCACAGAGCGGCCUCGAAUCUGUCCCUGCGGACAUAUGCACCUGGGCCAUGGCUCGCUUCCUCCGCAGCAAGUUGGAUGCGUCUACCAGCGACGUAGUCCUCUCUAUUCAUAAGCUCAACGCGGCGCCAUCUGGCGGCACCCUCGCGUCCGCUUUGGGCAUCUUCGAUCACUUUAGCUUGCAGGAAAUGAGGGAAUCCAGCAAGCCGUACGCAUCAUCUCCUGUCCCUCACCAUGAAAAGCCUCGACCUAGCACAUCCAUCUUGCAAGCUUUCUUGGGGGUCCGAAAUGUGCCCAAUCUCGGCUUGCAGACGACUUCGAUAUCCAGCACGAUUGACAUCCCCAUCGUGGAACGUACCUGGGGCCUUCUGUCUCAGAUCCCUUCCCGAAGAGACCAAUUCUACGGCCCCAAGUUCAACUGGGCGAGUUACUAUAAACCUCGAAACUGGCUCCACGGCAUCCUUCUUCACUGGGGACUUGCCUUGGGGAGUCUCAUCAUUGCCACACUCCCUCCUGUGAGGGCCUUGUUGAAGAAGUUCGUCUACAAACCAGGCGAGGGUACAGGCAAGGAUGCGUUGGCAAAGGAGGAAGUUGAGAUCCGUGGCGUGGCGACGCCGGACACGGCCACGCCCUCGGGGAAGCAGGCGUACUGCCGAGCAUGGUUUCACGGCAGCAUCUAUUACCUCACCGCCGUUUUUAUGGCACAGGGAGCUUUGACCAUCCUGGAGGACGAUCUGGAGCUGGACGGAGGAGUCUACACUCCCGCUUGCCUUGGCCAGGGUUACGUGGAUCGCCUCCACAACGCAGGAUUCAAGAUGGAGGUCAAGAUGUUGCCAAACUAA